Alosa sapidissima (American shad) is the source of this 1393-nucleotide messenger RNA. RefSeq lists its product as uncharacterized. The record is from RefSeq and is a predicted model, not a curated record. Lineage: Eukaryota; Metazoa; Chordata; Actinopteri; Clupeiformes; Clupeidae. The transcript is spliced from 5 exons. Bases 550 to 981 code for a protein of 143 amino acids.
UGUUUUGGGGGGCCACCCAAAAUGAGGUGGCGGGCCGUAUCCGGCCCGCAGGCCGUAGUUUGGGGACCACUGCCGUAGGUGAACACUCUCUAUAUAGCCCUGGUGGGUGAAUCCAUCCUUGAAACUUGAUGUGACAGGAGUCUUCGGCGCCUCCUGUCGGCAUGAAAUGCCCAUCAUGUUUAUUAAUAUGAGCCAGGGCGAACGGCAAGUUAAUGGCACAGUUGUAACAUCUCUGAAUUUUUACUCCAGAAUGAUAAUUUUUCCCUAUUCACAUGUUGUCCGUAGCUCACUGGUGUUACACAAAUUGUUUUCAAAUAGAUUAAUCUAUCCAUUAUAUGUGAUCAACCACCUGCUCAGAAGAAGUGAGGACACCAGCACACACCUGAGAGUAAUUUAUGAUAUUGCCUGUGUUGUGGCAUCACACUUGCAAGUAGAUACAUUCUCAACUCAUUUGUAAAACUCAAUUAUUGUUUGGAUAGAACACUUCACAUAUUGACUCAACAUAAUGUCAUACUGUUUCAGAAAACAGGGCAGAGCAUUCCAGAUAACAUGUCAUUGGCUGUACCCGCAUUCCAUGUGUAUGGACAUAAAUUGCCAUGCCAGAUCAAGUACAGCACCAGACGUCUUGACGGGUAUGGUCUUACAGAUGGGGAGGGAAUGGAGAGGCUGUGGUCCUUCCUUCGACGGUUUGCUAGGGUCACAAAGGAGAUGACCCCAUCUCACCGUCUGGACUUGCUCACAGAUGGGCUUCUCCAUUACGGUCGAAGGAAAUCCACUGACAUGGAGAUGCAACUCCUACAAAGACUGGACAGAGCAGAAAAAGUUACAGUUCUUGCUGAAGAGGACAUCUCAUCUGUCAUCAAAGAGGCACCAGUGUUGAUUUCUGAGAGAGAUAUUGAGAGAUGGAAGAAAAGGGAGAUGGAUGUAGCCCAACACACAGUAAAACCAACAAGUACCGAUGAAGAAUUGGUGCAGUGGUGAGGCUGGAGCACCCCUGGCUUUUGCCGUAUGGGUUGGCAUGUAGUCUAAUUACAGAAAUAGCAAUAAUUUCAGAAUUUCAGCAGCAGCACCAGCAGCAGCAGCAGCAGCACUACCACCACCAUCAGCAGCAGCAGCACCACCACCAUCAGCACAUGUUCUGCGUCCAUGCUCUUAAACAUUCCCUCAGCCGAGCUGCCUUGACAUACAUCUGUUUGUAUAGGAAAAAAGGAGGACUUGUGCAGCAAGAACAUCAUAAAAUAUCACAUAAUUAUUAGUAUCAUUGUAUCAUGGUUACAUCUAAAGGAUUCCUCUUAAAAAGAAAAACCUUCUGUGUCCAUGUUCUCUAAAAUGAUGUCUGCGGAAUGAUAAAGUCAGUUGUCAAGCACAAUUCAGAUUAAAUCUACCUUCAUCU